CAUCAUCGGAUCCGUUGGUGUCUACAUCGGUGACCUCGACAACGAUAGGCGCCCCGCUCACCAGCCCACGGUCGACCACUUCCAAGAGCUCGUUCGCUCGCUCGUCCAAGCCGCUGCUGACUGCGUCCUCGACGACGAUCGUCUCGCCUUCAUUGCCGGACACCUUGACCAAUACAUCUGUUACGGUUUCAACGACUACGAGUCCUGCUUCCGCUCUUACUGGGCCCAGAUCAAGGACAUCCGCUACAACAAAGGCGUCUUCUACGCAGACUUCCAGCUUCGCGCAGUCACCUACUGCUCCGUUACACCCGCUCCCCUUGGACAAGUCCGUUCCAUUGGCGAGAUCAUCCGCACGUUCACAGCCAAGCCCUUCACCUACGUCGUUGCCCAACAAACCCCCGGUGUCAGCGCGUGA
Messenger RNA from Peniophora sp. CBMAI 1063, 415 nucleotides. The record is from the annotation of a GenBank genome assembly. Lineage: Eukaryota; Fungi; Basidiomycota; Agaricomycetes; Russulales; Peniophoraceae.